AUGACCUGGGCCCCUUUUCUCUCCUCUGCUUCAUUCUCCUUCCCCGGCAUGCGCCCCUGGCCGGCCUCGGGCCCAGGGCCUGACAGCCGCCUGCAGGUCACCUUGCUGCCGCCCUUCCUCAGCGACCAGGCCCAGCACGUGCAUGCCCUGGGAACCUUCCAUCUCUUCUGCCAGGCCACAGGUCCUGCAGACGUUCACUUCCUCUGGGAGAAGAACGGGCGCGAGCUGGAGGUGUGUGUGCCCACGCAGACCCAUGCACUGCCCGACGGCAGGGCCCUCGUGCUCAGCUGGCUGCGAGACGCCCUCCGGGAGAGCGCCGAGUACCGCUGCUCUGCACUAUCCUGGGCCGGGAACAAGACCUCCAGGGCGCGGGUCACCGUGACCAGGCUCGAGGCGACCCAGCAGGAGAGGUGGACCAGAGAGCUCGCCAGCUGGAGAGCCGUGGUUGGGGAGCACGACCGCAUGAUGCAGAACUGGAGGAAGGCGUGGGAAAGCUGUAACCAGGACGUGUUCUAG
Messenger RNA from Rangifer tarandus platyrhynchus (Svalbard reindeer), 516 nucleotides. NCBI's taxonomy places the organism in Eukaryota, Metazoa, Chordata, Mammalia, Artiodactyla, Cervidae. The record is from the annotation of a GenBank genome assembly.